AGCAAAAGCUCUGUUUUUCAUUUGUGAAGAGGAAGCUCAUAAAUGGCUCCUGCUCUUGCUGAUUUUUCUUUCUUCUCACAGCCUUCCAUUUUGCCGGCGUACAAGAAGAAGAGCGCCAAGGAGGAUCUAAGCGUAGACAUAGAACAAUUAGAAAUAGAGGCCCUCAGAUCUGAGAAUUUGAAGCUGCAAAGAAUUGUGGAGGAAAGCCAACGGUACAAAGCGGAAUUGAUGGCGGAUUUGGAGAAGGUGAGGAUGAGAUUGUUAAUGACGGAAGAAGCGGAGGAGCACCUCUGUUCACAGCUUGGAGAGCUGGAAGCGGAAUCAGUUCUUCAGGCGCGGGAUUAUAAUCACCAAAUCAAUUCUCUGAAACAGCAAUUGGCGCAAAUGCAAGAUCUUCUUGCACGAUUUCAACGCAAUUGCUGAUAAUGAUUUUGGUAAACACAAAAUUAAAAUUGUUGUUGUAAAAUGGAACAUUUGAUUGUGCAUAUUGUAUGUGUUGUACAAGUUUUCCUGUCAUGCGAAUCUGUGAUGAGGACUAAACUUGGGGAAUGAAUGAAAGAAAUUAGUUUUUUUUAA
Molecule: messenger RNA, 576 nt
Organism: Cryptomeria japonica (Japanese cedar)
Lineage: Eukaryota; Viridiplantae; Streptophyta; Pinopsida; Cupressales; Cupressaceae
Product: protein RESPONSE TO LOW SULFUR 4-like
Exons: 1
Coding region: 43-423 (126 amino acids)
Biological process (GO): cellular oxidant detoxification
Source: RefSeq, a predicted model, not a curated record